AGCCGGGACUCGGCGCGCGGGAUACGGCUCCGGCCGCGGGCUCCGCUCGGCGGGGCGGGAGCGGGCCCGCCCGCUGGGGCCCGGGCCCUCCGGAUCCGCCCCCUCCGCGGGCCCGCCCCCUCGGAGCCUCCUCGGGCUGCUGUGGGGCUGCGCGGGUGGCCAGGGGCCCGCGGUCCGGGCGCCAUGCGGGCAUCGCUGCUGCUGUCGGUGCUGCGGCCCGCGGGGCCCGUGGCCGUGGGCAUCUCGCUGGGCUUCACCCUGAGCCUGCUCAGCGUCACCUGGGUGGAGGAGCCGUGCGGCCCCGGGCCGCCCCAACCCGGAGACUCGGAGCUGCCGCCGCGCGGCAACACCAACGCGGCUCGCCGGCCCAACUCGGUGCAGCCCGGAGCGGAGCGCGACAGGCCCGGGGCCGCCGGCGGCGCGGGGGAGAACUGGGAACCGCGAGUCCUGCCUUACCGCCCCGCACAGCCCGGCCAGGCCGCCAAAAAGGCCGUCAGGACCCGCUACAUCAGCACGGAGCUGGGCAUCAGGCAGAGGCUGCUGGUGGCAGUGCUGACCUCACAGGCCACGUUGCCCACACUGGGCGUGGCUGUGAACCGCACCCUAGGGCACCGGCUGGAGCGUGUGGUGUUCCUGACGGGCGCACGGGGCCGCCGGACCCCGCCGGGCAUGGCCGUGGUGACCCUGGGUGAGGAGCGGCCCAUCGGGCACCUGCACCUGGCACUGCGCCACCUGCUGGAGCAGCACGGCGACGACUUUGACUGGUUCUUCCUGGUACCUGACUCCACUUACACCGAGGCGCACGGCCUGGCACGCCUCGCCGGCCGCCUCAGCCUGGCCGCCGCCGCCCACCUCUACCUGGGCCGGCCCCAGGAGUUCAUCGGCGGAGAGCCCACGCCGGGCCGCUACUGCCACGGCGGCUUCGGAGUGAUGCUGUCGCGCACGCUGCUGCAGCAGUUGCGCCCUCACCUGGAAGGCUGUCGCAACGACAUCGUCAGCGCCCGCCCGGAUGAGUGGCUGGGACGCUGUAUCCUGGAUGCCACUGGGGUGGGCUGCUCCAGCGACCAGGAGGGGUCACGCUACAGCUACCUAGAGCUGAGCCCUGGGGAGCCAGUCCAGGAAGGGGAUCCCCGCUUCCGCAGUGCCCUGACAGCCCAUCCUGUGCGGGACCCCAUACACAUGUACCAGCUGCACAAGGCCUUUGCCAGGGCUGAGCUGGAACGCACAUACCAAGAGAUCCGUGAGCUGCAGUGGGAAAUCCUGAACACCAGCCGCCUGGCAGCUGACGGUGAGCGGGCGGCUUCCUGGCCCGUGGGCAUCCCUGCGCCCUCGCGCCCAGCUUCCCGCUUUGAGGUGCUGCGCUGGGACUACUUCACGGAGCAGCACGCCUUCUCCUGCGCCGACGGCUCGCCCCGCUGUCCACUUCGCGGGGCCGAUCAGGCGGAUGUGGCGGACGUCCUGGGUGCCGCCCUGGAGGAACUCAACCGGCGCUACCACCCGGCGCUGCGGCUGCAGAAGCAACAGCUGCUGAACGGCUACCGGCGCUUCGACCCGGCACGCGGGAUGGAGUAUACGCUGGACCUGCGCCUCGAGGCGCUGACCCCGCAGGGCGGCCGCCGGCCCCUCACCCACCGGGUGCAGCUGCUGCGGCCGCUGAGCCGCGUGGAGAUCCUGCCGGUGCCCUAUGUCACCGAGGCCUCCCGGCUCACGGUCCUGCUGCCUCUGGCAGCGGCCGAGCGCGACCUGGCGCCAGGCUUCCUGGAGGCGUUCGCCGCCGCGGCCCUGGAGCCCGGGGACGCAGCGGCCCUGACCCUGCUGCUGCUGUACGAGCCGCGCCAGGCACAGCGGGCCGCGCACGCCGACGUCUUCGCCCCAGUCAAGGCCCACGUGGCGGAGCUGGAGCGCCGCUUCCCAGGCGCCCGCGUGCCCUGGCUCAGUGUGCAGACAGCCGCGCCCGCCCCGCUGCGCCUCAUGGAUCUGCUCUCUAAGAAGCACCCUCUGGACACGCUGUUUCUCCUGGCCGGGCCAGACACAGUGCUCACCCCUGACUUCAUGAACCGCUGCCGCAUGCACGCCAUCUCUGGCUGGCAGGCCUUCUUCCCCAUGCACUUCCAGGCCUUCCACCCGGCUGUGGCGCCACCCCAGGGGCCCGGGCCACCUGAGCUGGGCCGCGACUCGGGGCGCUUCGACCGCCAGGCGGCCAGUGAGGCCUGCUUCUACAACUCCGACUAUGUGGCGGCCCGCGGGCGCCUGGCAGCCGCCUCCGAACAAGAAGAGGAGCUGCUGGAGAGCCUGGACGUGUACGAGUUGUUCCUGCGCUACUCCAGCCUGCACGUGCUGCGCGCCGUGGAGCCGGCCCUGCUGCAGCACUACCGGGCCCAGAUGUGCAGUGCCCGGCUCAGCGAGGGCCUGUACCACCGCUGCCGCCAGAGCGUGCUCGAGGGCCUCGGCUCCCGAACCCAGCUUGCCAUGCUGCUCUUCGAGCAAGAGCAAGGCAACAGCACCUGAUCCGCCCUGGGCCCCCUGAGCCCUAGGCCUAGCCACACCCUGCCCACCCCCUCUCCCCACCAGGGGCCGCCUGCUAGCC
Ochotona princeps (American pika) is the source of this 2587-nucleotide messenger RNA. RefSeq names its product chondroitin polymerizing factor (gene CHPF). Gene Ontology annotation, molecular function: glucuronosyl-N-acetylgalactosaminyl-proteoglycan 4-beta-N-acetylgalactosaminyltransferase activity. The record is from RefSeq and is a predicted model, not a curated record. Lineage: Eukaryota; Metazoa; Chordata; Mammalia; Lagomorpha; Ochotonidae. The transcript has 4 exons. Gene Ontology annotation, cellular component: Golgi cisterna membrane. Bases 184 to 2508 code for a protein of 774 amino acids.